Molecule: messenger RNA, 366 nt
Organism: Oldenlandia corymbosa var. corymbosa
Lineage: Eukaryota; Viridiplantae; Streptophyta; Magnoliopsida; Gentianales; Rubiaceae
Source: the annotation of a GenBank genome assembly
AUGGCACCAAGAGUCAAGAGAACUGCAAGGAGAAGAACUCGUCAGAUUCAGGGGAUUGGAUUCCCAUGGGUUCAUUCGGUGCUACCAUUACUACCAAUCCCAGAUUUGGAAGAUAAUGAGGAGGACAAGGCAGAGAUCCAGAGACACUUGAAAGAACCCCGAGAUUGGAACUUCUUCUUAACCAGUCUUGCUUGGGAUUUUUACAAGGAGAAUAGGAAGAGGGUUGCCAUGAUUGAGCGAUGCGUUAUCAGUGACGACAAUCUAUCUACCAUGUCUACUGCUGGUCAAGGAGUUUUAUGCAAAUUUCACUGGAGUACAAGGCGAACGAUGCUACAUCUUCAUUCGUGGUGUUAUAGUGGAGGCUAG